GAGGGAGUGACGGACUUGUUGUGCGCGCACUUUUACGCAGCGGUAAACGAAACCAGAGUCGCCGCCGGGGCCAGUGCGGGUUGAAUCUGCUGUGUUUCCAUUCCCACGGGUCUCCUUAUGGAGCCCACCACUCUGCAGAAAGCGAUUGCCGUAGCAAAGAAGGCCUCAGAGGAAGACCAGGCUGGGAACUAUGAAGAGGCCAUCAGCUCCUACAAACAUGCUGUCAAGUACUUUCUGCACAUUGUAAAACGUGAACCGCAGGGUAAAGAUGGCAACCAGAAGAUCCGAGAUACAUGUAAACAGUACCUGGACAGAGUGGAAGAAUUACAGGCGUACCUCGAGAAUAAAGAGAAAGCCAUUGAUCUCGCCAGCAAGGCGGCUCAAGAAGAUAAAGCCCAAAAAUACGAGGAGGCUCUGCGUCUUUACCAGGCUGCUGUUCAGUACUUCCUCCAUGUGGUGAAAUAUGAAGCCCAGAGUGACAAAGCCAAACACAGCAUCCGGGCAAAGUGCGCUGAAUACUUGGACAGAGCAGAGAAGUUGAAGGAGUAUCUAAAGAAGAAAGAAAACGCUCCUCCUGCCAAGCCAGUCAAAGAGUCACAGUCCGAUGACAAAGGGAAUGAAAGCGAUGAGGGUGAUAAUCCAGAGAAAAAGAAGUUCCAAAAUCAACUUUCCGGUGCGAUUGUUAUGGAGAAACCAAACAUCAAAUGGAGUGAUGUUGCCGGUUUAGAGGGAGCAAAGGAGGCGCUGAAAGAAGCAGUUAUCCUUCCUAUCAAAUUUCCCCACCUUUUCACAGGAAAGAGAACACCAUGGAGAGGAAUCUUGCUCUUUGGACCUCCUGGCACAGGAAAGUCCUAUCUGGCUAAAGCUGUUGCCACGGAGGCAAACAACUCCACCUUCUUCUCCAUCUCUUCGUCUGACCUCGUCUCCAAAUGGCUGGGAGAGAGUGAAAAGCUGGUGAAGAAUCUUUUUAGCCUUGCCAGGGAGCACCAGCCCUCUAUCAUCUUCAUUGAUGAGAUAGACUCCCUGUGUGGCUCAAGAAGUGAGAACGAGAGUGAGGCCGCUCGCCGCAUCAAGACAGAGUUCCUGGUUCAGAUGCAGGGCGUGGGGAAUAACAACGAGGGUGUGCUGGUACUCGGUGCAACAAACAUCCCAUGGACCCUAGAUUCCGCCAUCAGAAGACGAUUUGAGAAGAGGAUCUACAUCCCGCUGCCCGAGGAGCACGCGCGCGCCUUCAUGUUCAGGCUCCAUCUUGGCUCGACACCCAACAGUAUCACCGACACCGACUUUGUCACUCUGGGUAAGAAGACGGAUGGAUACUCUGGAGCAGAUAUCAGUGUCAUUGUCAGAGACGCUCUAAUGCAGCCUGUUCGAAAAGUCCAGUCGGCCACCCACUUCAAACGGGUGCGGGGUGAAUCAAGAACUGAAGCCAACGUCAUUGUAGAUGACCUCUUGACUCCUUGCUCACCUGGCGAUCCCAAUGCGAUUGAGAUGUCAUGGAUGGAUGUACCUGGGGAGAAGCUGUUGGAGCCCAUAGUGUCCAUGUCCGACAUGCUGAGGUCUGCGGCCAACACGAAGCCAACAGUCAAUGACCAAGAUCUGGACAAACUGAAAAAAUUCACAGAGGACUUUGGACAGGAAGGCUAGGUGGGAUGAUUGAGCCCAGCCAAACCAAAGGAUUUUUGAUUGUCUCUCUUACCUUUACUUGUCCCAUUUCUCCCUGUGUGUGUUUGUGUCUCCUCUCCAUCUCUGUGUCUCUCUCUGCCUCGUCAUAACCAAACACCAGACUUUGUGGUUUAUCAUAAGUGGACAAGAUUACUGUGCUGUUUUGGCAAUUUGAUAACCACAUAAAUGGUGGAAGGACAUUGUUUUAUUUUAUAUUAACCAUUGUCCAAAGAAUAUUAAAAGACUUUCCAUCUGACCUGAUGAAAUAAUUAACACCACAUAAAUAACUGUUGGUUGACUAAGCACUAAAAACUAAAGGUAAUGACUUGCAGAGAAACCUUGGGAAACGAACACCGGAUAAACGCAACAGUCAUUGCAAAUGUCUGAAGAAAUCAAGAUAAUUUAUUUUGAGACUAGCCCUUGUAUCUGUAUUUUCCAGUCAGAAUACAUCUCUCUAGACUAACGAAUGCCCCUUAAAUAUUCUCUAUUUUAUAUUAAGAGAAAAAAAGCGUUUAUAGUAUAAACUGUAUUUUCUGGAUUGUAUGAAUCUUGGGGAAGUGAAGCGGGGCAUACAUUCAUUGGGUUUGCUGUGGUGAAAUAUAUCUGUCUCAAGGUGGUUGUUGUUUAAGAGUUUUAAGACUGAGAUGCUCAGGAGUAGAGCUGCAUUAGACUGAUUUGGAAAUGUUGGAUUGUUCAAUUGCAUUUGUUUACUCUUGCUAUUAGAAUUACACACGGCUACAAGGGUGGAUCCCUAAUGGUGCCGGACCAGCAUUACUUUUCAAAUUGUCAAGGACUCAAUAACUUUGAUUUGCUUUGUCACUCAGCUCACAGGUUUCUUUCAGAACCUACUGUAUAUUUUUUCCUUACUAUUAACAGGCUUUGCUGGUUAUCCUUAAUAUAAACUGCAAAUAACUAAGCCUUAUGUUAACAUAAAGUCACAUAACUUUUGAUAAGACAAGACUGAGUCGACAAUAAUGGCUCAGGUUGAGAGAUCCUCUUGUAUAGUUGACCAUAUAGGAAUGCAUCUCCAAGCAUGAACUAUAUAGCCAUGCGCGGCAGUGUGCACCAUGUGCCUUCUAGAAAAGCUGCAAUUUUUUUUCUUCUAAAUUUGAUCAUGCUGCUUAUAUAUAUAUCCAGUGCUUUGUCACUACAAGUAACACAUGUAUAAUACUCAAAUUGAAUGCAAACUUUCUUCUGCUCCUAAUGUGUGAAAACGUAUCUCUUGAAUUUUGAUGGGGAACCCUCUUAUUUUACUGUAAAUGCCUAUACAUAAAGCAAACUCCUGAACCAUGUUCUUUGUGAGGGGGAACUCGUGCAUACAUUUCUGUGUUUGUUUGAAUACUGUAAAUAAAAGUUAUAGCUACGUCAA
Messenger RNA from Gasterosteus aculeatus aculeatus (three-spined stickleback), 3031 nucleotides. RefSeq names its product vacuolar protein sorting 4 homolog B (gene vps4b). Gene Ontology annotation, biological process: endosomal transport; vacuole organization. The record is from RefSeq and is a predicted model, not a curated record. Gene Ontology annotation, molecular function: ATP binding; ATP hydrolysis activity. NCBI's taxonomy places the organism in Eukaryota, Metazoa, Chordata, Actinopteri, Perciformes, Gasterosteidae.